Molecule: messenger RNA, 6294 nt
Organism: Limulus polyphemus (Atlantic horseshoe crab)
Lineage: Eukaryota; Metazoa; Arthropoda; Merostomata; Xiphosura; Limulidae
Product: catenin alpha-like
Exons: 18
Coding region: 5-2431 (808 amino acids)
Biological process (GO): cell-cell adhesion; cell migration
Cellular component (GO): adherens junction; catenin complex
Molecular function (GO): actin filament binding; beta-catenin binding; cadherin binding
Source: RefSeq, a predicted model, not a curated record
AAUUAUGAGCAGAGCAGCUAAGGACUUUGCUGAAGAUCCAUAUUCUUCAGUGAAAAGAGGAAACAUGGUUCGAGGUGCAAGAAAUCUCUUGUCAGCUGUCACACGACUACUGAUUUUAGCAGAUAUGGUAGAUGUUCACAGACUAUUGAAAUCUCUGAAGACGGUGGAGGGUGAUCUCGAUAAAGUAAAAAAUGCUUCAAGCCAGUCAGAGUUGAUGGAAAUGUUCCGAAGAUUUGGAAAGAAUACAAAUGAUCUGAUUCAGCAAGCAGCAAAGAGACAAGCUGAACUCAAGAAUCCUCAGUUACAGGAUGACCUUGCUGCAGCUCGAGCUGUGCUAAAGAAAAACAGCAUGAUGCUUUUAACAGCUUCUAAGGUAUAUGUAAGACAUCCAGAGCUUUCUGCAGCUAAAGAGAAUAGAGACUUCAUCUACAAACAGGUUUGUGAAGCUGUCAACACUAUUAGUGACAUUGCUCAAGGAAAGACUUCUGGCAGUGCUCUCGGUGAUCUUCCUUACAAAGGUGCAGGUGAACUAGCAGCAGCCUUGGAUGAUUUUGAUGAAAGAGUGAUAUUAGAUCCCUUGACUUACACUGAAGUUCGAACUCGACCAGCCUUAGAAGAGCGUCUGGAGAGCAUUAUCAGUGGAGCUGCUCUUAUGGCUGACUCGUCUUGUACUCGUGAUGACAGACGGGAAAGGAUUGUUGCAGAGUGCAAUGCUGUACGACAAGCGUUGCAGGACCUGCUUUCAGAAUAUAUGGCUAAUGCCGGAAGAAAAGAACCUUCUGAUGACUUAGACAAAGCCUUGGAGCAUAUGAACAUAAAAACAAGGGAUCUUCGGAGACAGCUGCGAAAGGCUGUAGUUGACCAUGUGUCCGAUUCCUUUCUGGAAACUAAUGUUCCUCUUCUUGUACUGAUUGAGGCAGCAAAGGCAGGCAAUGAGCGUGAAGUAGGAGAUUAUUCACAAGUGUUUACUGAGCAUGCCAACAAGCUGGUGGAGGUGGCUAAGCUGGCAUGCUCUAUGUCAAGUAAUGAAGAUGGUGUGAAGAUGGUCUGGUAUGCAGCUUCCCAGAUUGAGAGUUUGUGCCCUCAGGUUAUCAAUGCCGCUCAAAUACUUGCAGCCCGUCCACGUUCCAAGGUUGCUCAAGAAAACAUGGAGGCCUUUAAGGAAGCUUGGGAAAAUCAUGUUCGUAUUUUGACUGAGGCUGUUGAUGAUAUCACUACAAUAGAUGACUUCUUAGCUGUGUCAGAUAAUCACAUUCUGGAAGAUGUUAACAAGUGCGUGUUGGCACUACAGGAAGGAGAUCCUGACACUUUAGACCGAACUGCCGGAGCUAUCAGAGGACGAUCGGCUAGAGUCUGUAAUGUUGUAACUGCGGAGAUGGAUAACUACGAGCCCGGUAUUUAUACUGAACGAGUUUUGGAAGCUGUUGCUGUAUUGAGAGAUCAGGUCAUGCCCAAUUUUGCCCAGAGGGUUGAAAUAGCAGUAGAAGCUUUGAGUUCACAUUCAUCAAAAGAAGUUGAUGAAAACGAGUUUAUUGAUGCUUCACGUCUUGUUUACGAUGGAGUCAGAGAGAUACGAAGAGCUGUACUGAUGAACAGGACUCCUGAAGAAUUGGAUUCUGAAACAGAAAUAGAAUACGAGGAAAAUACCUAUGAUACAAGGAGCAAGUCGAGCGCACACACCGAUUUUGAUGAAUAUCCAGAAAUCAGUGGUAUUAGUAAUACUAGGGAUGCAUACCGCUACGUAUCUGAGGAGGAGAAGCAAAAAAUAGCAGCUCAGGUUGAAACAUUCCGUACAGAGAAAAGUAAGUUUGAUCGAGAAGUAGCCAAGUGGGAUGACACUGGAAAUGAUGUCAUUGUCUUAGCCAAAGAGAUGUGUGUCAUCAUGAUGGAGAUGACAGAUUUUACUCGAGGUAAAGGACCACUGAAAACAACCAUGGAUGUCAUCAAUGCAGCUAAAAGAAUCUCAGAAUUUGGAACAAAAAUGGACAAACUUGCACGGACUAUUGCAGAUCAGUGUCCUGAGUCUAACACCAAAAAGGAUUUGUUGGCUUACCUUCAACGGAUUGCCUUGUACUGUCACCAGUUAAACAUCACCAGCAAGGUCAAAGCUGAUGUACAGAACAUCUCCGGAAGUCUUAUUGUCUCUGGGUUGGAUAGUGCAACAUCUCUGAUUCAAGCAGCGAAGAAUCUCAUGAAUGCUGUAGUUCUUACUGUAAAAGCUUCAUAUGUAGCAUCUACCAAGUAUCCCAGAAGUGCAAGAGUUAGUUCCCCUAUUGUGGUGUGGAAGAUGAAAGCUCCUGAAAAAAAGCCACUGGUGCGGAGAGAGAAACCAGAGGAAGUCAGAGCAAAGGUGCGUAAAGGAUCACAGAAGAAACACAUAGCUCCUAUUAAAGCCCUCAGUGAAUUUCAUACUUCGGCUGAUUCUGUAUGAAGAGUUAGGAUUCUAGGCUAGAAAGAAAAAGGUGGAGGAGGCACACCAACAUCUACACCUAGUGUGGAACUUCCUAAAAGCUCUAUAAAAGCUUUAGUUUUUAUAUUUUGUGGAAUUCAUAGUAGCAGUUUAAAUCUUCUGACAUUUGUUAAUUGUUCUGUUUUUUAUCUUUAAUAUGGUUGACAUAUAGUAAUGUUUAAUUAUGUGUAUGGCUGCUAGUUUAUUUUGAAACUCAAAUAAAAUCUACGUGCGUCUUUGUUCAAAGCUUAAACUAAGACUUAAGUAAUUUUGUUAGAGACAAAAUUUAUAUUUUUUCUGUUAUUUUAUUUGUGAAUAUAUGUAUAUUUCAUAGCAGCAUUUGAAAUUUUAAGUGUAUUCGUACAAUAUUAUAGAAGGAUCACUCUCAAACAGAAAGUGCUUUGUUGUUAAAGUUAUUUUGAUGUAUCAAUGUCUUUGUUUAAGAGCAUCAAAAACUAUUUCAAAUGUUUAUGUAAUAAAAUUUGAGUGCCUGAUAAAUGAAAGGAAAUUAGGCAAAAAAAAAUUUUUCUAAACGUAAGCUUAAAUAAGUGUGAAUGUAACUGCCAAUAUUACAGCUAUCGUCUGUUACUUGGUUUCUACUCAUAUCUGUAUUAACAUAUCUACUCGUCUGUUGUCCGUUAGGUUUGUAGAAGUUACUUAUGUUCUAUGUGUUUGGUUAUAUAUACAAUCUUGAAACAAAGUAGCAGAUUUUCUACCUAACAUGAUGACGUUAUUAUUCAUUCUGUUAAAUGUUUUUAUUGUUUUACUUAAGUACUCUGAUUAGUAAAGCUAUAAAACAAAGUAUUUGAAUUUAAUUCUUCUUCUGGGUAAAUGUUUAGAAACAUAUAAGUGUCAGAAUUUCAGACCUUACAUGAUUUCUUAUUGAGUGUGCAGUAUUCAAGCAUUUUAAAACUUUUAUUCUUGGAGGGAGAGGUAUAUUUACCUGCUCACAGUCAAUAUACCCCCAUAUGCAUUUCCAAAAUCACUUUUUUUGUUUUUUGGUAAACACUGUGUCUUUAACUUGUUCUAUGCCAAGAUAGUAAUAUCUUUUUACCUUAUUAAGUUGCCAUCAUGGUCUUGAAAAAAAAUCAAAUAUACCUUUGUUGCAUUAGACUUGGGUAAUAUGUUCUUGAAUUCAGUUUGAUGUUCUCUGACUAGAAAACCAGAACACUCACAACAGUUCUAAAGAUGAUAAUAGUGUUAACGUAGUAGAUUACUUUCCUAAAUGAUACUUACACUUGUAAGAUAGAUAAUUAUACUUUAGUAUUUACAGAAACAAAAAUCUAGAUGAAAGUUAGCUGUUUAGGUUGUGGUCUUCUUCUCGAUUAGUAUUCUUGUUUAAAAUAGAUCAUCUUAACUCAAUACUUUACAAUCCCCUGGUGGAACAGCAGUAAAUCUAAGGAUUUACAGUGCUAAAGUUAGGGGAUUGGAUUAAUCUAGGUGAACAUAGCAGAUGGCCCAAGGUGGCUUUGCUGUAAAAAUGAACACACACCCAAUAGUUUACAGAAAAAGAUAAGUCUACAUCAAGCUGAGAUUUUAUUAGUUUCUUUCAGCCUAAGAAUAAAAUUUUUGUAAAGUAAUUUAGAAACUGGUGUAAGAACUUACAAAUAGUGUUUGUGUUCUGUAUAAUCUGUAUUUCUUUAUGAUAAAUAUUUACACAUUUGGUGUAUUAGUGUAAAAAUAUGAAUGUUUUGUAUGUUGUGGUGGUAGUCUUACUAUCAAGUAGUCAAAGUUGUAGAAUUGUGGUAAGGAAACUUGUUUUUGAAUGUGAAAAGUAUUUUAAAACCUUAUGAUUCAAAGUUAAGAGGUUUACCUUAACCUCCAAAGAAAGUAAAAAUUUGUGAUGAAAGAACUUGUAAUAGAUUCUAACUCCUUGGUAUCAAAUUUUGAACUAAAAAUUUCUUUAUGUAAGUGAUGACCCAGGUUCUUCUGUUAAAGAGUUAUCCAAGCACGUAACAAUAAUUUUUAAGUUUUACAUAUGAAAGAAAGCAUGAAAUUUUGAUUAUGUUGGAUGUCCUAUAUAAACACAUGUAUGUUGUCCAUUCAUCCAUCCAUUAUCAAGCAUGUUUUUUUCAAUUUUUUUUAAUGGUCUUUAUGGAGAAUUCAUGCAGAAGAGUGAACUAUUGUCUAUAACAAUUGAACUUGAGGACUAAAAGAUGAUACAGCUUUGAUUGAAAUUUCUCACCAAACAAAGUAAAGAACAGCCCCUCCUGCACUUUAAACAAAUACUAAUUUGGGGUAGGAAUUUUAGUUUUGUCUUUCUAAACGAAUUAAAGUAACUGCUUGAAAGUUCAAAGUGUGUAUUUUAAAGGACAGCUGUAACAAUUAGUGUUAAAACAGUGUGGAAUAAGUAUGCAGUGUUUUUAACAUAAAAUCUCAUGUAUUUAUUGAUUACACCUGGUGGGAAUUAUACUAACCUGUGUGGUAAGACUAAUGAUAUCCUAAAUUUUCUCUUGGUCAUCUUCUGAAAUUAAUUUAUUGUGAUGAUUUUACAAGUAUGGGUGACUUUUUGUGAUGUUUUUAAUAAAAACAAAAUGUUGCCUAAAUAAUAGUAUAAGUAUCUAAUUAGGAUUUUAUAUUUGAAAGUAUUGUAAUCUGAGCUUAUAACAAGGCUUAACAAAUAGUACUAUAUAUGUUGUAAAACCAGUCAAUGGAUUUUAUUUAAAUAUCGGGUUUCUUUGCAUCCUUUAAAUUUAAAUCACCAAUAUGCUUAUAAAUAACUUUUCAGUUGUUGAGCAUUAUGGAGAUUAGCAUUUUAAAAGUUAAAAUUUAUACAAUCUCAUGGUUUGUGGCCUUUGUUUGACCUAUUUCAUGAAUAUUUUUAGUUCUCAGAUAGCUGUGUUACAAGAGCAUUUAUGUUUAUAAACACUAGCAGGAGGGUCGACCAAUGUAAAAAAAGUGAAUUGUUUUGUGAUAUUUUUAAUAUAUUUUAAUGAGCUUAAAAUAAACAUAUUAUUGAAACCUCACUAAAAAUUUGGUAUUAAUUUAUCCAUUAUCAUUGUAAGUAAUGUUACUGGUGAUACAUGUUACAACAGCCAGCUAUAUCAAGUAUUGUAAGAAUUCUUUAUAAAACACAAAUCUGAUUUAAUGACUUUACACAGCUUGUGAGCAUUUAAACUCGAUAAUCAUUUCACGUAUUGGCAGUUUCAGAUCUGCCUACUGCUACGUAAAAUGCUCUCCAGCUACAGGCAUUUUGAAAUAGGUACAGCAACUAUGGGAUCAUAUGGUGUACCUUGUUCAAAGUAUUCACUUCAGGUGAAGUCCUCCUUGCACACAUGCCUGUAAGUUCUGUUGCUCUACUGAGCAUGCACAUACUUUCCAUGGUAAGCAAGGCACUAGCCAUAGCAAGUCAAGUCCAAGUUCUCAAGGGCUGCCUGCAAGUGAUCAUGACACAAAGGGAGUGGCGAGGACAGCUAACCAUGUACAUUGAUCUGUGUUGUAUUGGGGAAUACAUUCACACACCUCUCCUAAGAAAGAUGGUUUCUCUGCUACUGAUAAGUUCCCGUUCGCUACCAAAAAUCAACCAGUUGAUAGGUGAAUGCUACCAAGAGCAAACUUUACAGGUAGACAGGGCUGCAAUUUAUAUUAAUAGAAUCUGAAGAUACAAGAAAAUGGGUAAAACUGCCAAAAGAAGAGUUAUGGGGUCAACAUUUUAACCCAAAGAUCUGUAUGUGUAUCUAAAAUGGUCACGUGGCCCAUGCACUAAUGUUAACCAUUUCUUUGUAAGCUCUAAUAGAAAUAAAUUACACUAUUAAAUUUUGUGAAAAUUAGUUAUAAGAAACCUGAAGAAUUGAGGUUAUACUUUGUAAAUCAUUAAUAAAUAAAACUCGUGUUUACAGUGGCAA